AGAGAAACAUCAGAUUCUUCAAAGAAGAUUAAACGCAAGCAAUACAUUGUGUGUGAGAAACGAACGCUAUGAUUUCUUAGCGUGCACGAAAAUAGCAUCGUUUGGUUCCAGAUUUAAGCGAGAUUGUCGGAGACGAGUCACUGUGCAAAUAGCUAUUUUAUUUUAUUAUAUAAGAAGUUUUGCAACACAACGCGCCGCAAAAUAUCCAAAUCCCCUACUCUCUCGUGUUUACUUUCUCAAUGCGUUUUAACACAGUAUUUUUGCUCUCCGCCCGAGCGUAUAUAUUUGAGAGUUUAAUUUUUGCCUCGCGCCCACAUUUACUCGUCUCUCUAACUAAAUAAUAUAAUAACAAACUUGACUCAAACCUCUUCCAAGGUGUGUGAAUCGUUUCUCUAAACUCUCGGGCGGUCGUUUGACGCAUCGGGAAGCGUCGAAGAUGGAGACCCCCGUCAACAACAACGGGACAGCGUCCGUCAUAAUCAACAACCAGAAGGAGCGCGAGGACAUUUGGAUGAACGAGAUCGACAACGACGGUAGCAUAUCUUCCGAGGACAGUUCGGAUUCCGUUUAUUGCCACAUACGAUCGGCACCGAUGACGCAGGAACAACCCUGGGGCAAGGACGAGGUCGAGAUCGCGCUGUCCAAUCUACCGGGUGGCGAAACCGCUUUGUCUCUGAUCUCCGCUCUUCAGGGCGGCGCUUUGCAAACAGCUCUGGAGGAAUUUCACUGUUUAACUCUCAACACGGGCUGCGGGCAUCGCAAACUCUCGUUGCCCACAUUCGCAAACGGAUUCAUGCGAAAAGCUUUGUUGGACAGUGAAAACGGAGCAGCGGCCGCCGCGACUCCGGGCCAGUUGCUUGCGGGUUGGCCGGACACGUGUCUGUUGAUUUCCAGCUGGUUGGGUCGCGUAGAAAUCGCGAAGGCUUUGUUGGACAAAGGAGCGCCGGUCUCAACGACCGAUUGCGAUGGAAGAACGGCGUUACAUCUGGCAGCUUGCGCCGCGUCCGUGAGAAUUGUGGAGGAACUACUGAAGCACGGCGCUGAUCCGUGCAAGUGGGACUUCGAGAAGAAGUGCACCCCGCUGCACUGCGCCGCCGCAGCAAGUUGCGUUGUCACCAUCAAGUGUCUGAUCAAAUCAGGCGCGGAUAUAAAUGCCGGAUUGACCGGUAGAAGUCCGCUUCACUACGCCGUGCUGAACAACGCCGCGGAUUGUGUCGAGGCUCUACUGCAAGCAGGUGCUUGUCCCAAUAAUCCACAGGUUUACACAGAGACACCGCUUCAUGUGGCAGCUAGUCUAGGCAACGUCCAUUGCACCAAAUUGCUACUUAGUUACGGAGCGGACGUGAGGGUACAGUUGGGCACCGCGAGAUCAACGCCUCUGCAUCUCGCGGCGGAGGAAGGUAGCGCGGAGUGCGCCAGAUUGUUGGUGAACGCUGGCGCGGCUUGCGAAGCGAAGAACUCGCGUGGUCAAACGCCAAUGCACAUGGCAACACUCGCCCAAUCUGUGGAAACAAUAGACGUGUUGAUAAAAGCCGGUGCGGAAGUAAACGCGGCGGAUAACGACGGACGCACCCCUUUGCACGCCGCGGUCGCAAAAGCUCUGAGAUGCAACGAGCUCGUCAGAACUUUAAUACAGGCAGGUGCCGCAGUCAAUAAGGCGGACAAGUUUGGUUACACGCCGUUGCACAUCGCGGCCUUGAAUGAGAGCUCGCCGACGGUGGUGAUACUGAUGUCAAAGGGUGCCGAUAUUACCGCGCGCACUAAAGGCGGCAUCACCGCCUUGAGUUUCAUCAUACGCCGCACACCGGACGUCUUGUCGCGCUUCGUAACACGUCUCGAUCAGGCAAUCUCGCUGCACGAUCACGAGUUGGGCGACGUGGACUGCGAACUACGACUGGACUUCCGACCGUUAGUUCCGGGUGGUCGCGGCGAAAUGGAUCUGAUGCUCUGUUUGGUGGAAGGCGGUCAAGGCCAUGUACUGAAACAUCCGCUCUUAGAGAGUUUUCUUUACCUCAAAUGGCUUCGUAUACGCAAAUUUUUUCUGCUGAGUUUGUUCUAUCACUCAAUAUUCGUCGCUAUAUUCAGCAGUUACAUCGGCGCGACGUAUAGAUGGCAGAUAAAGCAGCUUAGCAACACUCUUGUAUGGCCAGUGUUCUGCUGCACUUGCGUAAUGGCGUGUAAGGAACUAUUCCAGCUCGCUCACGGUAUCUAUAGCUACGCCAAACGUUGGGAGAACUGGCUGCAGUGGAGCGUGAUUUUGACGUCUGGCAUCAGCUUAAUUCCGUUGUCGGUUCAAACGACUUGGCAGCAUCACGUAGCCGCACUGGGCAUCCUCUUAGCUUGGGUCGAGCUUAUGAUGGUGGUCGGUCGCUUCCCCAUGUUCGGCAUCUACAUACAAAUGUUCACUCAAGUGUCGAUUAAUUUCUUCAAAUUUCUCGCAGCUUACGUCUGUCUCAUAGUUGGUUUUUCCUUUGGAUUCAGUGUGCUGCACAAAAAUUACAAAUCCUUUGAAAAUCCGUUAGUCGCUCUAAUCAAGACGGUGAUCAUGAUGUCGGGCGAGUUAGAAUUCGAGGAUGUUUUUUUUGACAAGAGCGAGAAGUUGAUGUAUCCCGGCACGGCGCAUCUCAUGCUCCUCAGUUUCGUCAUCUUGGUUACGGUAAUUCUCACGAAUCUGAUGGUAGGUCUCGCCGUGUCGGAUAUCCAGGAGUUGCGCAGAUGCGCCGGGCUUGACCGACUUGUGCGUCGCGCCGAGUUGGUGGCUCAUCUCGAAAACCUGUUGUUCUCCAAGCUUUUGGAUCGUAUUCACACGGUCAGAAGGAUCGUGAAAGCGUGCAGAAAAGGUGCGCUACUGUUGCAUCCGCCGUAUCACUGCGCGUUACACAUCCGACCAAAUGAUCCGCGCGAGAAGCGUCUGCCGCGCGAGCUCGUUAAAGCAAUAUACCGACUGGUUAGCGAGAGGAAAACUCGUCGCGCGACCUUCCGAACGACCGCGCCACCACCGCGAAAUCUGGCGAACGAAUCGACUCACGCAAGACUCAGUAGAAUGUACAGCAACGACAGCAAUCAGCAGCAGCUGAACGAACUGGCGGCCGAGUUGAAAAGAUGUUCGUACAACAUCAGCGCGAAACUCGACAGUUUGACCGACAAAAUAGAAAGUAUCACCAGAGAUGUGGAUACGACGACGCAUUUGCGUUAAGUUUUUUCAUGCCUAGGGUAAUUUCUCUUUUGUAUCUCGU
Pseudomyrmex gracilis is the source of this 3236-nucleotide messenger RNA. It is a transcript of the gene pyx, whose product is annotated as transient receptor potential channel pyrexia-like. Gene Ontology annotation, cellular component: membrane. The coding region runs from base 437 to 3196 and encodes 919 amino acids. Gene Ontology annotation, molecular function: monoatomic ion channel activity; protein binding. The record is from RefSeq and is a predicted model, not a curated record. NCBI's taxonomy places the organism in Eukaryota, Metazoa, Arthropoda, Insecta, Hymenoptera, Formicidae. Gene Ontology annotation, biological process: transmembrane transport; monoatomic ion transport. The transcript is spliced from 7 exons.